Messenger RNA from Budorcas taxicolor (takin), 945 nucleotides. RefSeq names its product InaF motif containing 2 (gene INAFM2). The record is from RefSeq and is a predicted model, not a curated record. The coding region runs from base 1 to 459 and encodes 152 amino acids. The transcript has 3 exons. Lineage: Eukaryota; Metazoa; Chordata; Mammalia; Artiodactyla; Bovidae.
AUGAAGGAGCGCGACGCGGCCCCGGCCGAGCGGGGCAAGCCGGCCACCUACACCGGGGACAAGAAGGCGAAGAUGGCGGCCAAGACCAACAAGAAGUGGGUCCGGCUCGCCACCGUGUUCGCCUACGUGCUCUCCGUGUCGCUGGCCGCCAUCGUGCUCGCCGUCUACUACAGCCUCAUCUGGCAGCCGGUGGGCGCCGGGACCUCGGGGGGAGCCGCCGGCCCGCCCCCCGGCGGCUCCAACGCCACCGGCCCGUCCGGGACUUCGGGGGCGGCGGCGGGGCCCAACAGCACGGGAUUGUCCCGUCGCGAGGCGCCGCGCGACGCGCCCCCGCUGCAGGCGGCGCGGCCCGUAUCUCCAGAACCCUCUGCCGACAGCCCCCAGGCCGGGCCGCUGGAGCAGCCGCGGGGGGCCGAGGAGGACGAGGAGGAAGCGGCGGCGGCGCCGGGGAGUCGUUGAACCCCUCGGUGGCAGAGGCGGCCGGAAACCAUCCUCCCCAAGCCCGGAGGCAGGACUUUGCAGCAGGACCGGGCGGGGAGCCCGCGGAAGUGACCCCCACAGGAGUGAACGCCUCUCUUCCCCCGAUGAUCGCCGGCUCGCCCCAGGGCCCCAAGUAUCUGGAUACCCGCCAGGGAAGAAAGGAAGGGAAAGAGCAAUGUCUCUGUGCUUCAACCCUUGGCCUUCUCACAGAGGUUAGGAAGAGCAAGCUUUUAAUCCUUUGAACUGGCAGGAGAACAUCUGGGAGUCCAGUCCCCUGUCCCCAUUCUGACCCCUGCAUUCUGGACUGUUGAAUCCACUUUGGGAUGGAUCGGCGUCUAGAGAGACCACUUGUGGGUUCAGCUGUUGGCCUCCUGACUCUAACGCCUUCACUGGAAUUGGGACAUCAACUCCAGCCCCAGCUGUGAGCAUGCCCAGAGACAUUAUUUAUAAUUCAGCCAUUUAAGA